Polyodon spathula (Mississippi paddlefish) is the source of this 1167-nucleotide messenger RNA. RefSeq names its product suppressor of cytokine signaling 4-like. Gene Ontology annotation, biological process: phosphatidylinositol phosphate biosynthetic process; intracellular signal transduction. The coding region runs from base 1 to 1167 and encodes 388 amino acids. The transcript has a single exon. Lineage: Eukaryota; Metazoa; Chordata; Actinopteri; Acipenseriformes; Polyodontidae. The record is from RefSeq and is a predicted model, not a curated record. Gene Ontology annotation, cellular component: phosphatidylinositol 3-kinase complex. Gene Ontology annotation, molecular function: 1-phosphatidylinositol-3-kinase regulator activity.
AUGUCUGACAAGAAAGCCAGGAACCCAGACGCUCGACCCAAGUCGAACCGCAGCCGGAGUCUGGACAGCUACGUCUGGAGCCGCAAGAAACGCUCAAGGAACGGAUGGAAUGAGCCGACCACUCCCAUUGGUUGCUCAGAGGGGGAGGGGGCAGAGCUGUCGGGGAGAAUCGCUUCCUGUCCACAGAGGCUCAGAGAGAGAAGGUACAGCUCCUCCUCGGCCGGUGACCCGGACUGUGACUCCUCUCGAAAAGCCUUGUCCGGGCGCUCUUUCAGACAGACCCUGCAGGACGCCAUGGUCCAGUGCUUCCCUCUCCGCACCCACCACCAGACAGGGGCCUCACGGCCGUUCUCCAAGCUCCUCUGGUCCAAACGCAAGAUUCACGUCUCGGAACUGAUGCAGGACAAGUGCCCUUUCUCACCCAAGUCGGAGCUGGCCCAGUGCUGGCAUCUCAUCAAGAGGCACUCCUCCCAGCACCCUGGAUCUGGAGGGGAGCAUGAGAGCAAAGGGGAGCAGACAACCUCAACACCACUUCUGAUCUCCUGGGAAGAGAUCAGCUCCCAGAGUUUAGGGAGAAACAAGCAGGGGGUUCAGGGUGGGGAGAUGGAGGAUUCAAAUGAGGACAGGGUGUCGCUCUGUACCUUCCCCGGUUUGGGAAGCCGCUCGGGGGAUGCUGUCUGCAGCCUGGUCCCCGACCUGCUCCAGAUCAACAACAGCUCCUGCUACUGGGGCGUGCUGGACCGCUACCAGGCAGAGGAGCUUCUGGACGGCAAGCCGGAGGGGACCUUCCUGCUACGGGACUCUGCGCAGGAUGACUUCCUGUUCUCGGUCAGCUUCCGGCGCUACAGCCGUUCCCUGCACGCACGUAUCGAGCACAGAGGCCAGCGAUUCAGCUUCGACGAGCGGGACCCCUGCGUGUACCAGGACCCCAGCGUGACCGGGCUGCUGCAGCACUACAGCGACCCGGCUGCCUGCCUCUUCUUCGAGCCUCUGCUCUCCCUGCCCCUGCCACGCACCUUCCCCUUCUCCCUCCAGCACCUGAGUCGCGCUGUGAUAAGCAGCUGCACCACCUACCAGGGUGUGGACUCCCUGCCCCUGCCCCCCUCACUAAAGGACUACCUGAGACAGUACCACUACAAGCACAGGACUGGGGCAGAAUGCAGUUGA